AUGUCUCAGGCCGUGCAGACCAACGGGACGCAGCCCCUGAGCAAGACCUGGGAGCUGAGUCUGUAUGAACUGCAGAGAACACCUCAGGAAGCCAUCACGGAUGGGCUGGAGAUCGUGGUGUCCCCCCGGAGCCUGCACAGCGAGCUGAUGUGCCCCAUCUGCCUGGACAUGCUGAAGAACACCAUGACCACCAAGGAGUGUCUGCACCGGUUCUGCGCCGACUGCAUCAUCACGGCCCUGCGGAGCGGCAACAAAGAAUGUCCCACGUGUCGCAAAAAGCUCGUUUCCAAGAGAUCCCUGCGCCCAGACCCCAACUUCGAUGCUCUCAUCAGCAAGAUUUACCCGAGCAGAGAUGAAUAUGAGGCUCAUCAGGAGAGGGUGCUGGCACGAAUCAGCAAACACAACAACCAGCAAGCCCUGAGCCACAGCAUCGAGGAGGGAUUAAAGAUCCAGGCCAUGAACAGGUUACAGAGGGGCAAGAAGCAGCAGAUCGAGAACGGCAGCGGAGCAGAGGAUAACGGAGACAGCUCCCACUGCAGCAACGCCUCCACACACAGCAACCAGGAGGCAGGGCCCAGCACCAAGAGGACCAAAACCUCGGAUGAUUCCGGGCUGGAACUGGACAAUAACAACACCACUGUGGCCAUAGACCCUGUGAUGGAUGGGGCCAGUGAGAUCGAGCUGGUCUUCAAGCCUCACCCCAAGCUCAUGGAGAACGACGACAGCGCGCAGACGAGGUACAUCAAGACCUCAGGCAAUGCCACAGUGGAUCACUUAUCCAAGUACCUGGCUGUGAGGCUGGCUCUGGAGGAGCUUCGGAGCAAAGGAGAAUCCAACCAGAUGAACCUGGACACGGCCAGUGAGAAGCAGUACACCAUCUACAUCGCCACUGCCAACGAGCAGUACACUGUGCUAAAUGGGUCGUUUUCCCUGGAACUGGUCAGUGAGAAGUACUGGAAGGUGAACAAGCCCAUGGAACUGUACUAUGCGCCCACGAAGGAGCACAAAUAGGCCAUGCUGGGAAACUGGGCUGGGACUGACUCUUUUUAUAGCUACAACUUCUUUAAUAUGAAAAGAAGGCACCACCAGUAUCUUCCUGGACAAUACACGUGCUGCCUUCGGGCACCCUCAGUAUACUCAGUAAUAUGAUUAGACAGUAUUCUGGGUUGUAUUUAAUUUAGUCUUUGGGUUGGGUUUUUUGGUUUUUCCCUAGGAGACUAAAUGACCUUCUCCAUCCAGUGCAUUCCAGUGUUUGACAUGCUUUUUUUGUUCCUAAUGCAUGAUAACUGAGCAAGUGUUCCAGUUUGGAAUGUCUUCAUUUUGUCCAGGUAAAUCUGGAUUUCUCCUACAUUUGACACAGUUACAGUAGCCUCUGUGAAGUACUGAUGGCCAAGGAAGUCUGUUCAAUAGUAGCAUAUGCCAAGGAAGGUGUUAAAUGUUAGAAUUUGGUACCAGUUCUCCAUCUGAAAGAUUGGUAGAGAACGGAUUUUGGAUGGCCUUGCAGCUAGAGGUGAUUCCCUAGGAAAGGUUUAUUAAGUCAUUUUCUUGUGAACAAAUGUGAGUUUGGUAUCUUGUGAGAGGCAUCACUGCCCAUGGCAGGGGGUGGAACGAGAUGGUCUUGAAGGUCCCUUCCAACCCAGACCAUUCUGGGAUUCUGUGAUUCUAAAUAGAGCUGCAGUGAGAAAUCUUGGAAACCUUACUGUUUACUGGGCUUAAUUUGAUCCUUCAGGGCAAGGGGAUUCAUGAGAUUGGUUUGGUUUUCAGUCAAAACAAGCCCAAACAACCCAAACCCGUAACUCUUCCCCAUGCAGGAUGUGCCAGUGUUGAUGAUUGCCUCCUGGCCUCUCUGACAAUGCCCUGUCCUCACAGCUUAAGGGAAGUAAAUCUUGUGGAAGUGUCACAGCCCUGCUCUGUUCCCUGGAGUGGGAUCUCUGUUGUGAGCGUGUUAGAAUGUGCUCUAAAGAACUGUCUGGAAAACUUGUUUUUUAAAGCAAAUCCCCCAAAUUCCAGCACAUGGCCAUCAAAAUGCUUUGCUUUAGGGAAUU
Manacus vitellinus (golden-collared manakin) is the source of this 2045-nucleotide messenger RNA. It is a transcript of the gene RNF2, whose product is annotated as ring finger protein 2. Lineage: Eukaryota; Metazoa; Chordata; Aves; Passeriformes; Pipridae. Gene Ontology annotation, cellular component: ubiquitin ligase complex; PcG protein complex. The transcript is spliced from 6 exons. The coding region runs from base 1 to 1011 and encodes 336 amino acids. The record is from RefSeq and is a predicted model, not a curated record. Gene Ontology annotation, molecular function: ubiquitin protein ligase activity; chromatin binding.